AUGAUGUUCGUGUCUUGGUCAGAUCAGAACAACAUUCUCAUCUAUCGGACAUUUGAAGACUUUAAGAAAUUCCAUAAAGAGCUGAAGAGAAAAUUCCCCAUCGAGAGCGGCUCAGUCAAGAGAUCCAGCCGGACAAUACCCAGCUUUAAAGAUGCAAAUACAAAGCAGAGGAAGAGUGGGAAGCUGAACAGGUGCCUGGAGGUACUGAAACUGCUGGAAACUUACUCCCAGGAGCUGCUGAAAACGGGUGCUAAAAUCUCCCAGGGGGAAGACGUGAUUCAGUUUUUCAAGGCACAGACCCAAGACCUUGAUCCCUCCUUUCCUGAAAACAGCCUUGUGAUCAUGCCAUCAGAAAUUGGAGGGGAGAAGAAAAACCGGCUCCCCUCUAUUACAGAUCCUCAGGCAUCCCAGAGCUACCGAUGCAUCGAAACCUUUGAAACCAAAGACACAAAGAACAAGGCUUUCAAAGUCUCUGAGAAGGAAAUCGUUGAAGUGUUAAUCAAGGACAUGACUGGAUGGUGGCUGGUGGAAAACACAGACAAGCAGAUAGCCUGGUUCCCAGCCUCCUACCUGGAAGAGAUUGACGUCCACAAGGACGUCCAGAAUGCCUUGAGCUCCAACCAGGAGGGCAGCCUGUACUUCGUUGUGCGGGCCUACGAGUCUCAGAAGGCAGACGAGCUCUCGCUGAACAACGGCGUCGUGGUGGAGGUGGUCAGGAAAUCCGACAACGGGUGGUGGCUGAUCCGAUACGACGGCUGCACUGGCUACAUGCCCUCCAUGUGCCUCCGGCCCUACACAAACCCCCACCACAAGCUCCAGACCAUCAUGACCCGCGGGCUCAACAUCUCCACCCCAAACCUCUGCUCCUCUCUGCUGGCUCCGCAGCCCCGGGGCGAGGCCACGGAUCAGCGCGGGGCACAGGCUUGCUCUUCCCUUGACGGGACCGAAGAGGACCUGAGCGCUCCGAAAGAGCAGGCCAGGAGCUCUGCCCUGGGGCACGCCUCGGCCACGCACAGCAGCAAGUCUCCGCGCCUCACCCACGAGGACAGGAACGAUUCCGGCUUCGUGGAGUCGUCUGCAGCGGAUCUCAGCGACUCCCUCACUGACCCCGACUCAGCCGCUUGCGUCCCCAAGGUGCCCGCGCGCCCCUCGGCCCACGAGAUCCUCCAGAAGUGCAGCACGGUCACCAAGCGAGCCGUGCAGCAGUGCUAA
Messenger RNA from Opisthocomus hoazin, 1212 nucleotides. The record is from RefSeq and is a predicted model, not a curated record. Lineage: Eukaryota; Metazoa; Chordata; Aves; Opisthocomiformes; Opisthocomidae.